This is a messenger RNA of Penicillium lagena, 4794 nucleotides long. RefSeq lists its product as uncharacterized. The transcript has 5 exons. Gene Ontology annotation, biological process: regulation of ARF protein signal transduction. NCBI's taxonomy places the organism in Eukaryota, Fungi, Ascomycota, Eurotiomycetes, Eurotiales, Aspergillaceae. The record is from RefSeq and is a predicted model, not a curated record. The coding region runs from base 1 to 4794 and encodes 1597 amino acids. Gene Ontology annotation, molecular function: guanyl-nucleotide exchange factor activity.
AUGCUGUCCGGCUCACCCCCAAUGGCAUCCUCUGCAUUGCCAAUUGCCAUCGACCCGGUGGCUCUGGUGACUACCGAAUGCAUCACCGUCACCUCGUCCAUGCGGAAGCAUGCCCGCUGGGCACACUCGUCCGUCUCCGCCAUCCUCGGCGGCAAUGGGGGGUCCCGCGUCUACGGCGAUACCUCUGCUCCCCCCAGUCCUCGAAACGGACGACCGACAUCUCGUCUCGAUGAUGACCACGCUUUGGCCAACCGCUGGGGCCUACGGGGGAAGAAAGGGAAGAGCAUGCAGGACAAUCCGUUGAUAUCGGCCUUUACACGCUUGCGGAGUGACCUCAAGGGUUGCAAAGAUAUCCGCACUUUCGACACCCCGGCCCUCCUCCACCCCUUCCUGCAGGUCAUUCGGUCUUCGUCGACCUCCGCCGCCAUCACAUCCCUUGCCUUGAACGCCGUCACCAAAUUCUUCUCCUAUAACAUCAUCAACCGGGACUCGCCCCGGCUCUCCAUGGCGAUGCAGCUACUCUCCGCAGCAAUCACUCACUGUCGAUUCGAAGCGAGUGACUCCUCCGCGGACGAGAUUGUUCUGUUGAGGAUCCUCAAGCUGAUGGAGGGCAUGCUAUCCCGGCCCGAAGGUGAACUGUUGGGUGAUGAGAGCGUCUGCGAGAUGAUGGAAACAGGCUUGAGCAUGUGCUGCCAAGGCCGUCUGUCGGAAGUGCUGCGGAGGUCUGCCGAGAUGGCCAUGGUCAAUAUGUGCCAGGUCAUCUUCAUGCGCCUGUCGCAGCUCGACGAAGGUCUUCCCGCAGGACAAGACUCUUUUGGAGACGAAGACGUCAAAAAGAGCUCUGUCUCUCACUUGAAAAUGGAUCCAUCUGUAAACGGUGACACCGUGACUUCACAACACCUGUCCGCCAUGAGCUCGGAUACAGGUGCUGCCGAACAAGACAGCACCAGUCGCGAGGGAACUCCGGAGCAAACAAAUAACAAUAAUCCAACGGCCGCCACCGCACCGCCAAAUCCGGAAGAUGAUGAGAAAGACGCUCAGCCUUAUGCCUUACCGUCCAUACGGGAGUUGUUUCGUGUCUUGAUCGAUCUCUUGGAUCCUCAUAACAGACAACACACGGAUACUAUGAGAGUGAUGGCGCUGCGAAUCAUUGACGUUGCUCUGGAAGUUGCUGGCCCAUCUAUUGCUCGUCACCCCAGCUUAGCAGCUCUGGCCAAGGACGAUCUCUGUCGAUAUCUCUUCCAACUGGUUCGCUCGGAGCAUAUGAUGAUUCUCACCGGAUCUCUGCGAGUCGCCGGCACGCUCUUAUCGACAUGUCGCUCCGUGCUCAAGCUACAGCAGGAGCUUUACCUAUCAUACUUGGUGGCUUGUCUUCAUCCGCGGGUGGAGAUACCGCGAGAACCGGGCAUCGACCCAUCUCUCUAUGAAGGAGUCCCGCAAUCACCGAAAUUGGUCAAGCAGCCCCAAUCACAAGCAAACAGCGGUCGAUCGACUCCUGUCCCCGUCAAGGAUCGGCAAAAGCUGGGACUGGAAGGCGGCUCACGCAAACCUGAAGCCCGUGAGGCAAUGGUCGAAAGCAUUGGGGUUUUGUCACGAAUUCCCAGCUUUAUGGUUGAGCUGUUUGUUAACUACGACUGUGAAGUGGACCGUGGUGAUCUGUGUGAAGACAUGAUCGGGCUACUCUCGCGGAAUGCCUUCCCAGACUCGGCGACAUGGAGCACAACAAAUGUCCCGCCGCUCUGCCUCGACUCCCUUUUGGGAUACGUGCAGUUCAUUCACGACCGACUGGACGAUCAACCGGUGGAAGGAGAUCAUCCUUCGGUGGAGCGCCUCAGAAGCCAGCGUAAAACCAAAAAGAUCAUCAUCAAGGGAGCACAGAUGUUCAACGAAGGUCCGAAAGCUGGAAUUGCCUGGCUUGCCGGUCACGGUGUCAUCGAGGAUCCGAACGAUCCCGUGUUGGUUGCCCGCUUCCUGAAAGGCACCACCAGACUGUCGAAAAAAGUACUGGGAGAAUACAUCUCUAAGCGUGAUAAUGGGGAACUGCUGGGAGCAUUUGUGGAUCUCCUCGAUUUCUCUGGCAAGAAUGUAGUAGAGGCUCUUCGAGAGCUUCUCGGCUCCUUCCGCCUUCCUGGCGAGUCGCCACUCAUUGAGAGAAUCGUCACGACCUUUUCUGAGCACUACAUGCAAAAGGCGCAGCCUGAAGGUAUUGCUGAUAAGGACUCGCUGUUUGUUUUGACGUAUGCUAUCAUCAUGCUCAACACGGAACUCUAUAACCCCAACGUGAAGUCGCAGAACCGCAUGUCUUGUACUGCAUUUGCGAGAAACUUGCGGGGGGUAAAUGGAGGUGGGGAUUUUGCGGAGGAGUAUCUCCAAGAGAUCUACGACUCCAUCAAGGAGAACGAGAUCAUCCUGCCCGACGAGCAUGAAAACAAGCAUGCUUUUGACUACGCCUGGAAGGAAUUGCUGUUGAAGUCAGGCACCGCUGGGGAAAUGGUGAUUGGCGAGACCAACGCAUUUGACUCGGAGAUGUUCGAAGCCACCUGGAGACCCGUGGUGGCUACCCUCUCAUACGUCUUCAUGUCCGCGUCUGAUGACGCGGUUUAUUCCCGGGUGGUCAAUGGCUUUGACCAAUGUGCUCAGAUUGCUGCGCGUUACGGUUUGACCGAAGCAUUUGACCGCAUCAUCUUUUGCCUUGCCUCGAUCAGUACGCUAGCUACCAGCAAACCGCCAAGUACUGCGCUCAAUACAGAGGUCCAGGUGGGCAAGAAGAGUGUGAUGGUGAGCGAGCUAGCUGUCAAGUUUGGCAGGGAUUUCCGAGCGCAACUCGCAACCGUGGUCCUCUUCCGGGUUUUGGUGGGCAAUGAGUCCACGGUGAAGCGAGGAUGGGAAGACGUCGUUCGAAUCCUCUCUAAUCUCUUCGUGAACUCUCUUGUUGCGCCGCUCGAUUCCAACCUCACAGCCGAGCUUGACAUCUCGCCCAUCCCACUCCAUCCGCCGUCGCAUAUCGUCGAUCGGGAUGGCCGCAGUAAUGAUACGGGUUUGUUGUCGGCAUUUACAUCCUACCUUUCCAGUUAUGCGGCGGACGACCCUCCUGAGCCCUCUGACGAAGAGCUUGACAACACCCUUUGCACCGUGGAUUGUGUUGCCGCAUGCUCGAUCCCUGAGAUCUUGACAAACCUCAAAUCUCUCCCUUUGUCAUCAUUGGAGACGCUUAUGGAAGUAUUGCUAUCCCAUCUGCCUGAGGAUAAUGCCCCCGCCGUCAUUGUUGUCAAGCCAGAACGACCAACUCCUUCCUCCCGGCCCUCGACCAGCAGAGUGGACCCUAAUCGACCGAAAUACGACCCUUCAAUGAUUUUCAUCCUGGAAUUAGCGACUGUUCUUACCCUCCGUGACACGAAGACGCUUGAACUCCUUGGAGAGUCUCUGGCCACCACUCUCCAAGCGCAAGUGCGUGAUGCGAAGAACCUUCACCCAUUAGCUCUGUCUCGCAUUGUUUAUUACCUCCUCAACUUGUUACGGUUGAGUCACGACCAACCUUUUAUGCGCGUCCCUGUUGUACUCCACGCUAUCUCUGGAUUUGACCAGGAUGUUUUGGAAACCGUUGCCACCGCGACGGUGAAGGGUCUCUCGCGGUGCGUUGCACAUGCAGGCCGGCUGAGGAACGAGAUUACCAUUUCUCCCGACUUCUGGUCGAUUCUACAGAGACUCCACCAGCACGGGGAAGCUGGUCCUAUGGUCUUUGAGCUGCUUCAGAACAUUGUCGAGUCGAUGUCAGUCAUUGUGACGGCGGAUAACUACGAAUUUGCUGUCAGUCUUGCAAAGGACUUUGUCAGCGCAGGGAGUGUAGGGUCCCUCGAAGAGAGGCAAAGGGAUGUUCAUUCUCGUCGAAGCAAGGGUGUCAAGCAACCCAAGGCCAGUGAGAAUCAAGCAGUAGCUCGGGGCAUCAAAGCCAUUGGCCUGAUCUAUCAACUGAGCCGACGAGUACCAACGCUCAUCAAGCAGUCUCAUCUUGAAGAGCGCGAGGCCUGGGCUGCCUAUUGGUCUCCUAUCUUCCAGUCUCUAACCGAUCAAUGUGUCAAUCCCUGCCGCGACAUCCGCCAUCAUGCCAUCUCCACACUGCAGCGAUCCCUGUUGUCGGCGGAGCUGAUUGCAAGUGACGACCAGGAGUGGGCUUCGAUCUUUGACGAGGUUCUGUUUCCGCUUAUUCUUCUCCUUCUCAAACCAGAGGUCUAUCACUCCGACCCCAUCGGCAUGAGUGAGACCCGAGUCCAAGCCGCAACUCUGCUCUGCAAGAUUUUCCUGCGUUUCCUCGACCAGCUUCCCAACCGCGAGGGCAUGCUCCCUCUCUGGCUCAAGAUUCUGGACAUUCUCGACCGGAUGAUGAACAGUGGCCAAGGAGAUAGCCUCGAGGAAGCCAUCCCUGAAAGUCUCAAGAACAUUCUCUUGGUUAUGGCUGACGGUGGCUACCUCGUGCCUCCGUCCCAAGAUCCCAGCAAAGAGGAGAUGUGGCUCGAAACCCGCAAGCGACUGGGGCGCUUCCUUCCUGAUCUCUUUGCUGAGAUCUUCCCUGAGGCCCCCAAAGAACCUGAAAAGUCUCAGCCAGGCUCCGCUGUAUCAUCUCCGCCGAUGGUGAGCAGUGGAGAUGGUGAGACUGAGAAGAAAGAGGACGCCGCGCUCCCACCAACAGGCGAAUCUAUCGAGACAGAAGCUGCUGCUACCAGUGAUAGUGGCCAAGAAGAGGAACUCAGCGAAGCUGCUGAGACCGAGCUGGCGUCCCAGGACGAUUUCUCAUAA